This is a messenger RNA of Scomber scombrus (Atlantic mackerel), 9224 nucleotides long. It is a transcript of the gene atp7a, whose product is annotated as ATPase copper transporting alpha. The record is from RefSeq and is a predicted model, not a curated record. Bases 226 to 4890 code for a protein of 1554 amino acids. Gene Ontology annotation, biological process: monoatomic cation transport. Lineage: Eukaryota; Metazoa; Chordata; Actinopteri; Scombriformes; Scombridae. Gene Ontology annotation, cellular component: membrane. The transcript is spliced from 22 exons. Gene Ontology annotation, molecular function: copper ion binding; ATPase-coupled monoatomic cation transmembrane transporter activity; ATP binding.
UUGCGAAGAAGAAACAAAAACAGCUUGACAGAGCUCCGUUUUGUGAUUACAGGAGGAGAAAACUCUGAUUUCAUCACUCUCUUUUAUUCCUCAGAGGCAGCACGAUGCCGAGAAGUGUUCGUUUUAUUGCUUGUAACGAAGGGUGAAGAGAAGAAGCUAAAUUGCUAACGUCAAUAGCCUGUAGCUAACUAACUGGUUACUUCCCUCUCAAUAAGAUUAAGAAUCAUGACGCAGAAAGUCAACCUGUGUUCAGUCUCCCUUGGAGUGGAGGGUAUGACCUGUGGCUCCUGUGUCCAGUCCAUAGAGCAGCGUAUCGGGUCUCUCCCUGGAGUAAUCCAUAUAAAGGUGUCUUUAGAGAACAAGAAUGCCACCAUCAUAUUUGAGCACAGCCAACAGAGCCCAGAGUCUCUGUCAGAGGCCAUCGAGGACAUGGGAUUUGAAUCAAGUGUAUCAGAGUCCAGCACAGCCACACCCGUUUCCACAGAUACCCAGCUGGUCCCCACCACAGGCCUGACUCCCGCAGCUCAACAGGAGGCCUUGGAGAAGCUCUCCCAGAUUCAGGGAGUACUGGAUGUCAGAGAGAGCCUGGCUCAGGCAGGUGUUACUGUCACCUUCCUCCCGUCCUUGACUUCUUCGCAGCAGCUGAGUGAAACAGUGGCCAGCCUAACGUCUUUGGAGAUCCCCACACCCAGCAGUCCUAAGCAAAAAGGCCCAACCUUGUCCCCGUCUCACAACACAGGAGGAGGGGUGGCACUCCUGAAGUUAUGCAUUGAAGGAAUGACCUGUCACUCCUGCACCACCACUAUUGAAGGGAAGAUUGGAAAACUGAAAGGGAUUGAAAAGAUCAAAGUUGUUUUAGAGUCUCAAGAAGCUGCAGUUGUCUACCUGCCUUACCUCAUCACUGUCCAAACCAUCAUCGAUCAAAUUGCUGUGGCAGGCUUCAAAGCUGUUGUGAAGUCCAAGCCCCGUCCUCUGCAGCUGUCCCCCAGUGAAAUGGAACGUUUCGUUGAUUCUCAGAAACCAACCGUUUCUUCACCAUCUGAGACUUCAGAGGAGACAGAAAUCUUCAUAGACACAACUCUUGUCAUGCUCAGGGUGAAAGGCAUGCACUGCCGUUCCUGUGUGGUCAAUAUUCAAGACAAUAUCUCCAUGCUGCCUGGUGUAUCCUCUGUGGAGGUCUCUCUAGAGAAGGAGAAAGCCUCCAUUUGCUACGACCCUGUAAUGGUCACAGUGCCUCAACUGCAGCAGGCAAUUGAGGCGCUGCCUCCAGGAAACUUCAAGACUCAACCCUGGGACUCCACUGGCAUUUUCAGUCCUGUAUCCACCUCACCCAUGCCGACCUUAUCAUCGCCUCGAACUUUUGGAGCGCCCCAGGCCAAAGCUGCUGCCUCACAGCCUUGUUUUAGCCAGCCACUGGCUUCUGUGGUCAAUGUUCACAUUGAGGGCAUGACAUGCAAUUCCUGUGUCCAGUCUAUCGAAGGCAUGAUCUCCCAAAGGAAGGGUGUCACGUCUGCCCAGGUUUCUCUGGCUGAUCACCAGGGGAUCUUUGAGUACGAUCCCCUCCUGACCACACCAGAGGAGCUGAGGGAGGCCAUAGAGGACAUGGGCUUUGACGCCUUCCUUCCUGAGACCAAUUCCCUGCUGCCUACGUCAAAACCAAGUCCCUCGAAGUCUUUAAGUCUGGCACCUGUGAAAGACAUGGAGCUCGACAAUGACUUGCACAAAGAAACCCCCCAGGGACGCAAUGGAGAGACACACUCUAAAUGCUUCAUCCAGAUCGGAGGCAUGACCUGCGCUUCCUGUGUGGCUAACAUCGAGAGAAACCUCAAAAAUGAACCUGGUAUCUACUCGGUUCUGGUAGCCCUUAUGGCCAGUAAAGCAGAGGUGCGGUAUAAACCAGAAGUCAUCGACCCCAUGAAGAUAGCAGAGUGUGUGAGAGAGCUGGGCUUCACUGCCUCAGUUAUGGAGAACUAUGAAGGCACAGAUGGAAACCUAGAGCUAGUGGUCAGGGGAAUGACGUGUGCCUCUUGUGUUCACAAAAUUGAAUCCAACCUUAUGAAAGAAAAGGGGAUUAUAUAUGCCUCUGUUGCCUUAGCAACCAACAAAGCACACAUUAAGUAUGACUCGGAAAUUAUAGGGCCGCGAGACAUCAUCAAGCUGAUUGAGAACAUGGGCUUUGAAGCAUCUCUGGUGAAGAGGGAUCGCACUGCCAGUCAUCUGGAUCACAGCAAAGAGAUACGACAGUGGAGGAAAUCUUUCUUGGUGAGCUUGAUUUUCUGUGUGCCUGUGAUGGGGAUGAUGAUGUACAUGAUCAUCAUGGACUACCAGAUGAAUUCCUCACAUCAACACAACGCCACAGUAGAGGACCGCAACCACUACCACUCCACCAUGUUCCUGGAGAGACAGCUGCUCCCAGGACUCUCAAUUAUGAACCUGCUCUCCUUCCUCUUUUGUGUGCCUGUGCAGUUUAUUGGAGGUCGCUACUUCUACAUUCAAGCCUACAAAGCUGUGAAACACCGAUCUGCCAACAUGGAUGUGCUCAUUGUUCUGGCCACCUCCAUAGCCUUCACCUACUCAUUUGUCGUGCUAUUAGUGGCCAUGGUGGAGAAGGCAAAAAUAAACCCUAUUACCUUCUUCGACACGCCGCCUAUGCUCUUUGUCUUCAUCUCCCUGGGUCGCUGGCUGGAACAGAUAGCCAAGAGCAAGACAUCUGAGGCUUUGUCCAAGCUGAUGUCUCUACAAGCGACUGAGGCCACAGUGGUCACUCUCGGCAGCGACAUGUGUAUUCUCAGUGAGGAGCAGGUGGAUGUGGAGCUGGUGCAGAGAGGUGAUGUGGUGAAAGUGGUUCCUGGAGGCAAGUUUCCGGUGGAUGGCAGAGUUAUUGAGGGACACUCCAUGGCCGACGAGUCUCUCAUCACAGGGGAGGCCAUGCCAGUGACUAAGAAGCCUGGGAGUUCUGUGAUUGCAGGGUCCAUUAACCAGAAUGGAUCUCUGCUGGUCAAUGCUACACAUGUUGGCAUGGACACCACGCUGUCGCAGAUCGUCAAACUAGUUGAAGAGGCUCAGACUUCAAAGGCUCCCAUCCAACAGUAUGCAGAUAAGAUCAGUGGUUACUUUGUACCCUUCAUUGUCGGCAUAUCCCUCCUCACCUUGAUUGCCUGGAUCAUCAUUGGAUUUUUGGACUUCCCUCUAGUGGAGAAGUACUUUCCUGGUUACGACAAGAGCAUUUCCAGGGCUGAGGCAGUGAUUCGUUUCGCCUUCCAGGCUUCCAUAACAGUAUUAUGUAUUGCCUGUCCCUGCUCCCUUGGCUUGGCAACUCCGACAGCUGUCAUGGUGGGCACAGGAGUUGGAGCCCAAAAUGGCAUCCUGAUAAAGGGAGGGGAGCCACUUGAGAUGGCACAUAAGGUCCAGUCAGUGGUGUUUGAUAAGACUGGCACCAUUACAUAUGGUGCUCCAAAGGUUAUCCAGGUCAAAAUUGUUGUGGAGGGGAACAAGAUGCCACGCUCCCGACUGCUGGCAAUCGUGGGUACUGCUGAGAACAAUAGUGAACACCCUCUGGGAGCAGCUAUCACCAAAUACUGCAAACAGGAGCUUGGCACAGAGUCUCUUGGCUCAUGCACAGACUUUCAGGCAGUGCCGGGCUGUGGCAUCCGCUGUCAGGUCAGCAACACAGAGGCCCUGUUGAAACAGGCGGACAGUGACACAGAGGACAACAACCAGCGCAACAGUGUCCUCGUCCAAAUCAGUGACACCCAGAUGUCCACCAGCUCCCAUCCACUCAUCAUGGACCCACAGCCACUUAGUAUAUUGGAAAACAUUUUUUUUGUCAUUCAUAUAGUUGUCUCAUUUCCCUUUAUGUUACCUUGCUGUUGUGAAUCUUAUUCAUGUGAUCUGUGUGUAGGCCGUGUCCAGACAGCCACCUAUGUCGUCCUGAUUGGCAAUAGAGAGUGGAUGAGGAGGAACUGCAUGCAGGUCAGACCGGAUGUAGAUGAGGCCAUGACGGAGCAUGAGCGCAGAGGACGCACUGCUGUUCUGGUAGCUAUAGACAAUGUCCUGUGUGCGAUGAUAGCCAUAGCAGAUACAGUGAAACCAGAGGCUGAGCUGGCUGUCCACACUCUGACCAACAUGGGUCUGGAAGUGGUGCUGAUGACGGGAGACAACAGCAAGACGGCACGGGCCAUCGCUGCUCAGGUGGGGAUCAGGAAGGUGUUUGCGGAGGUGCUGCCCUCCCACAAGGUGGCCAAGGUGGAGCAGCUUCAGCAGGCAGGAAAGAGAGUGGCAAUGGUGGGUGACGGAGUCAACGACUCACCCGCUCUGGCCAUGGCUGACGUAGGGAUCGCCAUAGGAACUGGGACAGAUGUGGCCAUAGAGGCAGCAGAUGUGGUGUUGAUUAGGAACGACCUGCUGGAUGUGGUGGGCAGCAUUGACCUCUCCAAAAAGACUGUCAAGAGGAUCAGGAUUAACUUUGUCUUUGCUCUCAUCUACAACCUGGUUGGCAUUCCUAUUGCAGCAGGUGUAUUCCUCCCCAUUGGUCUGGUAUUACAGCCAUGGAUGGGCUCUGCUGCGAUGGCGCUGUCAUCUGUCUCUGUGGUUUUGUCCUCACUUCUACUCAAAUGUUACACUAAGCCCACUGCUGAGAAGUUGGAGGCCCGUCUGGGUAACAGAAGGCAGCAGGGCAGCCUGUCUAAUGUCAGCGUUCACAUCGGUAUGGGUGAGCUGCGUCGACCCUCCCCCAAACUCAGCCUGCUGGACCGUUUUGUCAACUACAGCCGUGCCUCGAUCAACUCCCUGCGUUCGGACAAGCACUCACUCAACAGCUUGGUGCUCAGUGAGCCCGACAAACACUCACUGCUGGUGGGGGAGGCGCCAUGUGAAGAGGAGUUUUGCUGAGAAGAGAAUAUGUAACGCUCACAUGGGCCAGCAAAGGCUUUUGUAUGCUGAAGUAGACCAUAACUGCAUUUAUAGAAGGCUGGGCCACACUAAGCUGAAAGGGUUACAUUGGAUAAUGGCCCAUCCAUCUGCUGUAGGUGCCCUCGGGGGCAGCUCUAUUGACUUGAAGAGGGCUUAUAUGCCUCUUGUUUUCUUUUAGAUGAUCACAUGCACUUCAGAGCACGCUGGGGUGACAUCUUCUCCAUCAGUAGCUGACUAUCUUUUGUUUAGGUCACUGCCCUCAGGCACACUUUUUGACCAAACCUUAAAUACUUUGUUCCUCUGACACCCUCACUGUGUAGAGGUGUCUUCAGCAUCUGCAGAUCCUUGAAGCAGAUGUCCACAACCAGGAAGCAGAGUGAUGAUCAACUCCGCCACUACAAUCUUUAACAUCUAUCCAAAGACAUUUUAACAGUGGUGCCACAUGUAGAAUUGGACACUACAUAGUUAUAUUUUAACAAAUAUUUCCUUCUAUGUGAAGUUAAAACUUUGUUCUAUAAUUCUAUUUCAGAGUAUUUAUAUCACCCUUAUUUAUCUCAUUUUCCUUAUAUCCAAUGUGAAAAUUGAAGUUGUUGAAUCCAAAUGCCAGUUUGCAUUUUGAGUCUCCCAAAAUGUGUAAUUAUUGAAGAAAGUAAGACAUAAAACAAACUUGGUUAUGUAACUUUCUGCAAAACGUGCAGAAUGCUAAUGAAGUAAGUUGUAAAUGUAAACGUUACCCAAGUGCCAAUUGAAAUUGCCACCUUGGCAAGUCCAACACAUUCCAAAGAUAGCACUGUACAGAGGUUACCUUGGACAUAAGGUUCAAAAGCAUCAACAGAGAUAAGGUCAAAGACUGAAAGCAGACCUGAAGAAGGCUGACUGUAGAAGAGUUUGGUCACAAGUUUCUCGUAGCGGGUUAUAAACUCUACAGUUGUGUCAACCCUCUGGCUCUUUGGUUAAUGAUGUGAGAUGUCUGUCAAUGAAUGUGAACACUAUUUACUGUUGAAUUUAAGCCGAAGUUGUUACAUGAAUGACACUGUGCUAGGAUUACUUGAUUUGCUUGUUGCAAAGAGGCAUUUUGUGUUUGUGAUGCGGUUUGUCAUGAAAUCGUAAGUUCAUUUGCGUUGCCUAUGUCUAACCCUAACCCUUAUGUCAUCACAACAAGCAAGAUGGUGUUACUGUUGCGAAGCUUCUUUCUGUUUCUAAGAAUUUCCAUCAUGGAUGCAACUCUUUUUUCAUUUCUCUACUUUUCUGUAUGAUUCACGCCACUGCACUUGAUCAAAGAAACAUGUUGAAACCCAGGGGAGCAGGAACAGCAAACUAAACACAGCCGAGUCCUGGCAAUUUCACCAAACAAGUUACUGAGAGACAAAUGUUCUGUAAUUUAAAUAGAUUGUUAAAUAAAGUAUAAAGUCACAUUGUAAAAGUUUCACACCAUUUUCAUCUUGCAGUCAUGGACAGCUGAUGUUAAACUGUCUGUGCUUUAUAGAAGUUUCUUUUUACUUUUUGCAUAACUUCUUUGUCAAAUUAGGAGAUAGUCACUACAGUCCAGUUACUCCUUGAAUAGAUUACUCUUAGCUACUAUUUUCUGCUCAGUUUAUCCUGCCUCUCCCAUUGUGCAUCAUAUUCUGAAGUUUUCACAGCUUGCUGAGUGCAAUUAUGCCAAUCAGUUGUUUGUGUGUAACUUUGUAAAGAUGUUCUCAAUGCCUCAGAUCUGUGUGCAGUCAAAUGAAGCAAGUCCAUGUUUGCUGUCCGUCAUCUUUCCUCUGAACAGUAUGUGCCUUGGAUUAAAAUGCUUUUGUAACGUCAGCCUGCUGUCUGCUUUAAAACCAGAAGAUGGCGCUGUGGAGCCAUCACUUCAAUAUCAACCAACACCAGAUACAGUAUUUCAUCUUCUUUAUUUCAUCCAGUUAGUCUAAACAUUACAUCACCCCAGUGUACUGCAAAACAAUCAAAUACAUUUUUUGUCAUAAUAUUCUUUAAAAAUAUUUGUUUGAAUUAAUGAGAAAUGUAAAUGACUUAAUCCCCUUUAAGUCAAUUUGUAUCGCUUUGGCUGUAGUGAUAUUGAAUUUGAUUUGGUAGAUUGAAGCUUUGUGAACAUGUUAUUAAGGAGUUAAUUUUAUAUUUGUGAACAUGUUAUUAAGGAGUUAAUUUUAUAUUUUUGAACACAUUUAAGAGGAAUCAGGUCUAGUUAGAUGCAGUUAAAUGAUAAGGGAACAUUUAGAAAUAAUGUCUACCAGAGGGCAAGUUUAGUAUUUGUCAUCGUUCUCUCCCUCACUGAUUAAAGAUGUACUUGAAAAGCGUUGUGGUCAGGAAACUGAACAGGUUUUUAAAAAUGUGCAGCAUUUGAAUAUCUGUUACAACAUUGUGCUUUUCUGGACUAACACACAGUAAACAGCUGUAAUUGGGGGGAAAAAUGCUACAUUCAGUUACUUUGAACACUAGAAUAACAAACUUCACUUCAAAACCAGCAAGGGAACAGCUCCAACUCUCUCUGGAAACACUGACGAUCUAAAAUAAACGUACUUAUACAGCAAUAUAUGUUAGUAGAUUUACAUUAUAUUAAACAUUAAACACCUUACGGAAAUCACACACCAUGAUGAGCAAAUCAAUGUUCACAAGCAUUUGAAAAAUAUUUGUGUAAACGUAUGCAUUAAUCGGACCAAAUGAUUUCAACACACAUUGGGUCCUUAGAAUACAUGAUUUUUAAAGUUUCAUAAUGAGGCUAGGUUGGUCAAACAAUUUCCUAAAAGUUUUGUGGCUUCAAGUCCAUCUUUUUCCCUCUGAUCCCUGAUUUUAAACUUGGCCAAAGAUGUCGCUGUCAAUCAGCCCCGCAAUACAACUUCAUACAGUAAAAUACAGUUGCUGAUAAUGUGGCAUUGACAGGCCACCAGUUUAACACACCGCAACAGGAUGGUAGCCGCCUGGAUGAAUGCCGUCGGGCCCAUACACACCAAACUGGCAUCAUUCAUGUUAACACUGACACUGCAGUACAGGUACAGAACUAAAGUUUGAUGGUGAUGAUUUUUCAGCUGCUUUAUCAGCUCCCCAGACAAGAGUUGAGACAGUGUGUGCUGAUGUUGCUGAGUACAUAUUUCUCACUUUAACAAUAAAAUACUGUAGUGGUACUGUAGCAGGAUGUUUGUUGCGGAUUCAAGCUUUCAGCUUCAGCAAGUUAUCAUAUGACUUUACUGUGAUUUGAGAUGUUUCGCUUUGCAAUGUUAAUGACUGAAGUCAUAAUUUAAACAUUAAUUGGUCAGAUGGAUCCUUCUAUACAUCAUCUUGAUCCUUGCCUUGAAAAAUAAUAUCUUGAGAACAUAUUUGGCAUAUUUUCCCAAUAUUGACAUCCAUAUCUAACAUAGGCUGCAAAUUAAUAUAAAAAUGUUCUAUAACAGCCGGAAAACAACUUAUAAAACUCCAACAUAAAUCUAAAAUGGGUCACUUUGUGUGGUAAGAUGCUGCAUAAAGGUAAAGAAGAUUGUAAGGCAUGAAUUAGUUAAAUUUUGGUGGAAUACUGAGAUCACAAAAUCCUGAAUUGGGGAUUGUGGAAGCGAAGCAGUGCGUUUUGCUGAAAAGAUUAUUAACAACAGUAUUUGUCACCACCGUUCAGCUCUCUUGAAUGUAGCUCGGUGUGACAUUUCUCUUUGUAGCUGAGGCCUCACAGAGAAACACCAUGAUGCUCAUAUGAGGAGUGGUUUGUUCAUGCAUGUUUGGUAAGAAGAAUAAAUACUGUGAUAAACACUGAUUAUUAAGACAUCAAAUAGCACCGUGUUGGCCCAUCAAUGGCUGCCACCAUCAUAGCAUCACAUUUUAUAGGGUGGAUCCCUGGAAUACUGUGUUCAGAUUGUUGAAUGUCAAUCAUUUGGCAAAAUGAACUAAAUUAAAGUUAAGAAAAGUGAAUAUCAUUCUUUAAAAUAACACUGUUAAGAGUAGGAGGUUGUUAUCAUUGAGAGGUUGAUAAAAUCUGAAUACAGAUUUUGGCAAAUGAACUGCAGAGGUCUUUGACUAAUCAAUGGUAAAAAUAUGAUUAUUAUCAUCAACUGCCUGCCAACCUUAGGUAGGAGAUUGUGAAAAUGGUUUGGUAGUGAUCAACAAGUGACCAACUUAAAAAAAAUAAAAAUACUGUACAGAAGAUAAAAUGUUCAGUUAAAUCAGUCUGACACCGACCACUAUAUCUGUCAUGAUCAAACAUCACAUCAUAUUUUUCAUCCAGCCUACUCAGGAAAAAAUCUUCUUAAGCAGUUAACAAUAAAAUCAACAAUCACAUUGACAAAAGCAAACAUCUCAUUACAAAGAGACCGACUGAGAGAGGGAGU